Messenger RNA from Trichomycterus rosablanca, 1580 nucleotides. RefSeq names its product Kruppel like factor 5a (gene klf5a). Lineage: Eukaryota; Metazoa; Chordata; Actinopteri; Siluriformes; Trichomycteridae. The record is from RefSeq and is a predicted model, not a curated record. Gene Ontology annotation, biological process: regulation of transcription by RNA polymerase II. Gene Ontology annotation, molecular function: RNA polymerase II cis-regulatory region sequence-specific DNA binding; DNA-binding transcription factor activity, RNA polymerase II-specific. The transcript has 4 exons. The coding region runs from base 175 to 1389 and encodes 404 amino acids.
UAUCCGCUGUAGCUUCUGAACUGAACACACACACACACACACACACACACACACACACUGACCACGCACUCGGUCCAUGCUUCACACUCCUGCAUCACUCCGUCUGUCCACAUCUGUUAGAAGGGACCGAUUUACAGACGCUGCCUUCCACCGCCGUCCAUCACACCAGCCGUUAUGGCAGCCACGCUGUUACCGACGGGCGCAACUGGGCAUGAUGACUUUCUACCGCUCAUGAAGGGCUUUCACGAGGAAUCGGUUCUGUUCGGGGAUUCGGAUCGCGCACUGGCACACGAAUACGCACAGGCAAAGCUGGAGAUGGACAAGUACCUGACGCCUCAGCUGCAGGAAUCCAGGAAGCAGUGUCAGGAAAGUUCGGCUGACUUUUUCACCGAUGAUCAUUGUUCCCCUUACAGCAUCAACAUGAAUCUGUACCUACCCGACAUCGCCUAUUUGCGCACAGGUCUGUGUCGCCAGCCACGCCAGUCUGUCCCCAGUCAGGGCAAAGGCAAACAGCUGAGCGCAGCCUUCACCUCAGCGCCAGACUGUUCCAUCUCCGCUCUUCCCGAAUUCACAAGCAUCUUCAACUCCGGCUCUGCGCCGUGCCCUGGCAUGGAUGCCCCUGAUUCCUCCAACGGGGUCUUCAUCAAGCAGGAGAUGCCCUCUUUCGAGCUUCCCCAGGACAGCCAUCUGUUCCAGCUUCUCAACUCCGAGCUAGACGUUCCCCUUUCAGACUCUCACGCCCAUGCCAUGCCAUCAGAAGUGCCCUCUUUCCACAACAUGCACUUGCCACCCCAACAGACUGUCGCCAAGCCCUACUGCCCCAUGUCUGCCCCUGCGUACCAGCUCGCACCCGCCGCCCACUAUACCCAUGGCCACGCGCAGGUCAAAGCGUCGUACCUCCCGCCCUCGCCGCCCACCUCUGAACCGGGCAGCCCCGACAGGCAGAAAGAGCUGCUGCACAAUCUGACGCCGCCACCAUCCUACGCUGCCACGAUUGCAUCCAAAAUGGGUGUACAUAUGCCCAAUCACCAAGCGCCUGCAUCCACACAGGUACCCACGGCAACCAGCAACGGGGUCAUGCCUGUCCGGUACAACCGCAGGACGAAUCCCGAUCUGGAAAAGAGGCGGAUACAUCACUGUGACUUUCCAGGUUGCAAGAAGGUCUACACCAAGUCAUCACAUCUAAAAGCUCAUCUGAGAACACACACCGGCGAGAAGCCAUACAGGUGCACAUGGGAAGGGUGUGACUGGAGGUUUGCCCGUUCUGACGAGCUGACGCGCCACUUCCGCAAACACACCGGCGCUAAGCCGUUUCAAUGCUCCGUGUGCAGCCGCAGCUUCUCCCGCUCCGACCAUCUCGCUCUGCACAUGAAGAGGCACCAGAACUAAACACAGAACACACAUUUAGAUAGAAACUUUACUCACACACAAAACUUAUGCUGACAAUCACAAUUACUGACAUGUUCGUUUUGUACAGACACACACCGCUAAUUUGAAGAGACACUAGAACAAAGCGUAUUCGUUAUAGGACGAGCCUCUGUGUGGGGCUGAAAUUUUCCUCUCACGUUUGAACAAGCUCU